Molecule: messenger RNA, 1005 nt
Organism: Gastrolobium bilobum
Lineage: Eukaryota; Viridiplantae; Streptophyta; Magnoliopsida; Fabales; Fabaceae
Product: protein MODIFYING WALL LIGNIN-2-like
Exons: 3
Coding region: 308-859 (183 amino acids)
Source: RefSeq, a predicted model, not a curated record
UCAUACUUGAGCUUUUAUCUCUGUCCUUGUAAGAGAACCAUUUGCAGGAAGAGGUUGACCAGCUCCAAAUCAAAUGGAAAAGUUUUAGCUGUUUCUACAUGCAGUUAGGAAUGGUAUCUCCCUCAAAACAAUUAGACAUAUUGGGAAGGAAGUCUCAACCACUACAAAGGAAGGAACUCAAACAAGAGGGAGAUGGCCAACACCUUCAAGGCACAACCAAGUCAUCUUUCUGUUUAUUGAGUAACUUCCAAGACUUUUUUCUCUAUUCUCUCUUCUCAAGUAUCUUCACAGAAACCACCACCCCAUCAUGGAAAGUCCUCCUAGGUGGAAAUUCACAGUGAUCUUCUCCAUCAUUAUCUCCCUCUCGCUUGGCUUAGUUUCCUUUAUCUUGUGUAUAACCUCCGAGAUUAAGAGGAACAAGAAGGAGGAUCUCAGAUGGAAUGGAAAACUAUGUUAUUUGCCAUCAAGCCAAGCAUUUGGAUUGGGUAUUGCAGCUUUGGUUAGUUUCAUUUUGGCCCAGAUCAUUGGGAAUUGUAUAUUAUUCAAGAAUUCUUGUUCAGGAAGGAAAAGAAACGCACAGUAUAAGAUACCUGUCCUUGCAAAGCUUCUGCUUUUGAUCUCUUGGCUUAGCUUUGGAAUUGCAGUUAUUUUAUUAAUCACAGCAACAAGCAUGAGCAAGAUGCAGCCGUAUGGGGUGGGGUGGUUGAAUGGGGAGUGCUACCUAGUCAAAAGGGGGACUUAUGCCGGCUCAGCCAUCUUGGUUAUAGUUACAGUAGGUUCGGUAAUUGGUUCAGCUUUGUCAACAAUAAAGACCAAUCAAGCAGAACAGGGUCGCAAAAUACACGCUCAAAAGGGGUGACACCAUUGAGAUAUUUACUUAAAAAAACAUACGGUAAGAUGAAAACAGAGUCAUUCAUUUUGAUGCAAAUUAAUAUGCUAUAUAAUGGUUGAAGACUAUCAACUACACCUAGAAAGAAGCCUUACUAUGCUGAGGGAAAGAUCCCA